GCAUGCGUAAAACGAAGACCCUUCCACAUGUCCCUAUUUUGUCGACUGCGUGUUCUGUAAUUUACGUUUUGAGUUUAAUAUUCUUAAAUUGCACGAUGGUGGAUACUGAGCAAAGGAUAACUCCUAAAAUUAAAUUAAAACGCAGAAGUAUAGAAGAAACACUGUCUACCGGAGGGAAAAAGAGGCGGUCUAAUGUAAAAGAUAGGAAAAGGGAAUUGAUGGAGCGGCUGAAGAAGAAACAGAAGUUAAAGAAAAAGAAAAGAGCAUCAAUGUCAGAGGUUGACCAAAUUGAAUGUGAUAUGGAAACAGUUACUGUAGAUCUUAAGGAAGAGCAAAGCAAAAAGCAAACAAAUUUACAUAUACAUGAAAAUAUAAAUAAAGGAGAUGAUCAUGUACACAGCAGUGAUACAGAUGAUGAAGAUGAUGAUGAUAAUGCCCGAAGACUAAAUGAGGAUGAAGAUGUCAAGAAUGACAAUGAGGAGGAAUUUGAUAAAGAGGAUGAAAGAACUGAUGUAACGAAUGAUGAGAAAUUAAAAGCAAAUGAUAUAAAGGAAACUCAUGCAGAACAACAAGUUAUGAAAUUACCUGGAACAAAUACAAUAUUAACAGAUAGCAAAUUCAGCUCAUUACAAGGCCAGGUCUGCGAGUUGACCUUAAAGGGCAUCGCAGAUAUGGGAUUCACACACAUGACAGAAAUUCAGCAUAAAUCCAUACCACACUUACUGGAAGGAAGGGAUUUAUUAGCUUCAGCAAAGACAGGCAGUGGUAAAACAUUAGCAUUUCUCAUCCCAGCCAUUGAACUUAUUUAUAAACUUAAAUUUAUGCCAAGAAAUGGUACCGGUAUUAUAAUUUUAUCACCAACACGCGAGUUAUCGAUGCAAACGUACGGCGUACUGAAAGAACUUCUAGCACACCACUAUCAUACAUUCGGCCUCGUCAUGGGCGGUGCCAAUCGGAAGAUGGAGGCAGAGAAGCUUGGUAAAGGAAUCAACAUCCUUGUAGCAACUCCUGGCCGACUACUCGAUCAUUUACAGAAUACAGCACAAUUCAUGUACAAGAACCUUCAGUGUUUGAUUAUUGAUGAAGCUGAUAGGAUUCUGGAAGUUGGAUUUGAAGAGGAGAUGAAACAGAUAAUCAAAUUGUUACCAAAGAGAAGACAGACCAUGUUGUUCUCAGCCACUCAGACAAGAAAGAUGGAAGACUUGGCACGUAUUUCACUGAAGAAAGAACCAAUUUAUGUUGGGGUCGACGACUCAAAAAACACAGCAACUGUCGACGGUCUGGAACAGGGCUUUGUGAUAUGUCCAUCAGAAAAGCGCUUACUCCUGCUGUUCACAUUUCUAAAGAAGAAUCGCAAGAAGAAAGUGAUGGUGUUCUUCUCAUCAUGCAUGUCUGUUAAAUUUCACCAUGAGUUGUUGAACUACAUUGAUCUGCCAGUCAUGGGGAUACAUGGUAAGCAAAAGCAAAUGAAGAGAACACAGACAUUUUUUAAGUUUUGUAAUGCCACCGAAGGAAUUCUCUUGUGUACUGAUGUAGCUGCCCGUGGUCUGGACAUCCCGCAGGUGGACUGGAUCGUCCAGUACGAUCCUCCAGAUGAUCCUAAGGAGUAUAUACACCGAGUUGGCCGUACAGCCCGUGGAAUUGAUGGUAAAGGUCAUGCUCUUUUGAUCCUACGGCCAGAGGAACUGGGUUUCCUACGAUUCUUGAAACAGUCUAAAGUACCACUCAGUGAAUUUGAGUUCUCGUGGAGUAAAAUUGCCGAUAUUCAGUCGCAGCUGGAGAAGCUUAUGGAGAAGAACUACUUUUUACACAAAUCAUCUGUGGAGGCAUACAAAGGUUAUGUACGUGCAUACGACUCUCACAGUCUGAAGCAAAUAUUUAAUAUUAAUACACUGGAUUUGCAGAAAGUCUCUAAAUCAUUUGGCCUGAAGAUUCCACCUAGUGUCGAUAUUGGUGUGUAUUCAAGUAGGCGUAAUCAGAAGGCCGCUAGACGUCCAGGCUUCAACUUUGCUGCCCUUGGUCAAAAACAAGCAAAAAAGAUGAAGAUUUACAAACACGUGGAAAGGAAAGAUAAACGCCAAUUCUCCAGAUAAGCAGAUUUUGAGAGAAUUUCCAAAUUUUACCGUGGACAGGUGACACCACCAAAUCUGAAUAAUUGUUAUAUCAUAUAAGCACCACCAUGGCCUCUGAAGCCAGUGUUGUUGCCAGGAUAUUCCUUAAAUUUUGGCACCAGUAUUUCUGCAGAAGGAAUGAGGUGAUUGCCAGAAAAGACACAUUAAUUACUAGAGAAUAUGACGUUCCUGUUAGAAAACUUUGCUGAGGAAAUACUUCUCUGAUGAUUUCACUACUGUAUUUUCUGCCAACAGCAUGUAAAAACCAACUCGGAUAGCGUUGUGCGCCAUAGCGCGAAGCAAUUGAUAGUUGGAGACAGUUUUUAGGUUGUUGUGAGAAUAAUUAACAUGUUUAAUAUUCUACGCCAUGGCUGUUUUGACAGAGACCCAUUGUGUCUGCGUUUAACUUGCAUACAGACCUGACGCGACAAGAAAACAUGUCGGGCUGGGUUAUAUAACACUGUCUGAAUUGGCCUUAAUUGAGCAGACUUAAUCCUUUGCAUAUCACUUUUCUGGGAAUGUUUUAACAGUUUAAUUUGGGAUAAAUCUUUGGGGAAACAUCAUCAUGUACGUUUCAUGGGCGACAUGAUGCAUUGAAGCAGACUGUCUAGUUCACUCAUCAUCUGGGAACACAGUUGUUGUAGGGGAAUGUUCUUUGUUUAGGUGACUACCUAUUUGUGGUUGAAGUUAAUAAACUGUAACCAGGAACCAAGUCUGCACUGUUUUAUUUUUUUCCUCCCCAGCAAUAAUGAUUAAGCAUCCCAGAAGGAAGUCUUGGACCCCUAUAUGUGCCUCCACUGCCUGAAGUCAAUCUGUAAUAAUGAUAAUAAUAAUAAGGCUUAGAAAGCUCACAUAUCCACUGUAGUAGUGCUCAAGGUGCAAAAGAAGGAAGAAAUCUUGACCUGCCUUUGAUAAUUUCUAAGGGCUUUACAUAAUUUUAUUGUUGUAAAGUGCAGUUUUUUGAGGCUCAGUUCAAUAAUAAAACUUUUAUUUGUUGCUUAUA
This is a messenger RNA of Anneissia japonica, 3114 nucleotides long. RefSeq names its product ATP-dependent RNA helicase HAS1-like. NCBI's taxonomy places the organism in Eukaryota, Metazoa, Echinodermata, Crinoidea, Comatulida, Comatulidae. The record is from RefSeq and is a predicted model, not a curated record. Gene Ontology annotation, molecular function: ATP binding; RNA helicase activity; nucleic acid binding. Gene Ontology annotation, biological process: maturation of LSU-rRNA from tricistronic rRNA transcript (SSU-rRNA, 5.8S rRNA, LSU-rRNA). Gene Ontology annotation, cellular component: nucleolus. The transcript has 14 exons. The coding region runs from base 3 to 2093 and encodes 696 amino acids.